Messenger RNA from Ramularia collo-cygni, 3303 nucleotides. RefSeq lists its product as uncharacterized. The record is from RefSeq and is a predicted model, not a curated record. Bases 1 to 3303 code for a protein of 1100 amino acids. Gene Ontology annotation, biological process: positive regulation of transcription by RNA polymerase I; positive regulation of rRNA processing. The transcript has a single exon. Gene Ontology annotation, molecular function: RNA binding; protein binding. Gene Ontology annotation, cellular component: nucleolus. NCBI's taxonomy places the organism in Eukaryota, Fungi, Ascomycota, Dothideomycetes, Mycosphaerellales, Mycosphaerellaceae.
AUGGUCAAGGACACGGAACGUAAGCGAAAGCUGGAGCUGGAGCAAGCAGAUGUCACACCGAAGCGAUUGAAGCCGUCCAGCAGCGACUCGACUGGGAAAAAGGCGAAUGGCAGCAAGGCAAAGUCGACUCCACAAGCGGUUGAUGCCAGUCCGCAAGUGUUGGCCAAAAAGUCCAAGGAUGCAGCYCCUGGAGCACAACAAUCAGCGGUGGUAGCAAAGGAAGAGGGACAAUCCCGAAAAGAACGCAAGGAACAGAGAGAGGCGAAUCUCGACAAGUCGGCCACUCCCAAACACGAAAAGGCGAAGCCGGGUGCCGAAAAAUUCGUGAAGAAGAAGAAGAAGCCUACUACACCAAAGGAGCCAAAAGAAAAAAGCAUUCCUGCUCCCCAGGACGUCAAAGAGACAAAGUCAAAGGACGGCAGGGCGGAAAAGCAGUUACAGAAGAGGCCCUCCAAGGGCAGCAUCUUCGACGCAAGUGAGAAUGGGUCUGCACAGCCACCGCAGCGCACAAUUGAGAAAAAGGAAAGACGAAAGACGGAGCGGGAGAUGCGAGCUGGUUUGCGUCCGGAUGAGAGCAAGACGCUGCCGAAUGAACAUGGCUGGUGGCUCACUCCACCCGCCGCUGGCCGCUACCUUGAUCACGACCCCAUAUUCGUCCGCGAUGAGCAGAUGGAGGGAUGUUUAAUUGCUGCCUCGGUACGAGAGGUCCAGCUGCUCUCCCUCGAAAAUUCCUUGGUCGUCCGUUCUCACAUAGUUCCGGACGGACGUAGUGUUGCAUGUUACUCACUAAGUCCCAAUGCCCAGGAUUGCGUUGAUAUCGCUUACGACAACGGAACGAAAGUGCAAUGGAAUUGGGUAACUUCCGAGCUGGUCAAGGGCAAUCUCCCUAGCCAAGACACCAUUGUUGCAAUGACUAUCUCUUCAACGCCGUCUGCGGCGUGGGAUACAUUCUAUGUGACCCACUCUACCAGCGACCGCGAAUAUAGCAUUGUGGGGGAUGGCAAACGCCUCUACACCACGUCUCGGUGCCUCCGCAGCAUUCAAGUUCUGAACGGAGCAUCCUACAUUGUUUGCGUCUCGCCCAACGCUGUUGUUAUCGGCGCGYGCAAAUCUCAAAAAGCAAACUCGGACUACAUCUGGAUGGAAAUACCUGUUGCCGAGCCGAUAAACUGUGCAGAUGCUCGCCUGAUUCAGGGCAAGAAACAGGGCAAUCAACGUCCUGGCCUCGCUCUUGCUGUUGGUAAUGCAGAGGGACAGAUUCAUCUCUACUCCAACCUCACCGCACUUUUUGCGACUACCCCAGACGCAGCUCGUAUCCCGCCACCUCAGAUACUCCACUGGCAUCGCAACUCCGUUUCUGCCCUCAAGUUCUCCCACGAUGGCAACUAUCUUAUUUCGGGUGGCAAAGAGACUGUGCUCGUGCUGUGGCAGCUGGAAACUGGCAAGCAGCAGUUCCUGCCUCAUCUGACCUCAGAGAUAGAGCGAAUCGUUGUCUCUCCCAACGGAGCUCAGUAUGCUCUUCAAAUGGGCGACAACAGUCUGAUGGUGAUAAGCACUACAGAGCUCAAGCCCGUUGCAAACUUUGCAGGCCUACAGCUUCCUAUUCGUUUGGAGACUGCAGAUGACCAUAUCAUGCUUCCUCAAACAACUGCUAUAAUAGACCCUGCGAACCCCAACCACCUACUCCUGGCUGUACCUUCCUCUCAACCCAAGACUUCUGCAGACAUCGCCACGCGGCCGUUCCUCCAGACCUUCGACAUUCGCACCUCGCGACAUGUAUCAAGACAGGCUUUAGCGAGGAAUAACGUAACGGACUUCAGCCUCGGUCCGGAGCAAACAACCAUCACACCUCCCGACGUCAACCUUCUAGCCAUCAGCGCCGAUGGCAAAUGGAUGGCCAGCGUGGAUGAGUGGAUUCCUCCCGCUACUGAUCUCUCUCACACCGUAGGCCGUACUACCGGCGAAGGGAGAGAUGUGCAUGAUCUCCUCGAGGCAAAGCAACAGCAAGAACUCCGCAGAGAAGUGUAUCUGAAGUUCUGGCGCUGGGAUGCCCAUCAGGAGUUGUGGACUCUGUCUACACGCGCUGAUGCCCCUCAUGCCAGAUCUGCGGGUGCCGAUGCGGGAAGUGGAGCAGGUAGGGUCUUGGCUCUCAAGGCAGACUCGGCCAGUGGUUGUUUUGCGACCCUUGGUGAGGAUGGAGUAGUGAAGUUUUGGCGAAUGAGGACACGAAUGAGGCAGGGAGUUCCGAUCAAGGACGAGCAGGGCCAGGUGGUUGUUGAGUGGACCUGCAAACACUCCGUUCCGAUGCACAUCUCCGUGGAGAUUCCCGGGGGAAGAGCCGACUCUGCUUUGGAGUUCGAUGGGGAUGAGGAGGAGAAAGACGUAGAAGCUGACGCGAUGGACAUUGAGCAAGCGCAGGAUGUCGUGCCAUUCGUCCCCACUCGCUUGUGUGAGCAGGAUCAAUCGCCCUACGUCCUCGAUGCGUCCCUCUCUUUCUCGCCGGAUGGAUCGCUCCUUGCCGUUGGCACUGUGUCGGGCGCCGCUUCCGAGUCUAGUACUCUCAUACACUUCCUCUCCACAACGACAGGUGAGGUCUCGGCGACGAAAACCGGACUCUUGGCYCCCGAUGAGGAAUUGCUCGCCACGGCUUUCUUGGACAGAUAUUUCAUCGCCCUUUCCCAGCAUUCACUUCGUGUCUGGAAUCUUAUCGAUGACAGUCACCACUAUACACUUGCGCUGCCGUCCGGUGGGACAGAGGAAGAAGACGACGCAAUGCUUGCUGUUAAUGACUUCGAUGAGACGUUUGCUGUUGUGAGCAGCAGAGUUGACGAGGGCACCCACAGGUUGGAGAUGUAUUCCGUUACUCAGCCUCAGUGCCUGUUCGCAGCCGAGUUCGAGACAAAACCUGCGGCGAUCUUGGCUGCCAAGGGUACGAAGGGAUUUGUCGUCAUUUUCGAAGACGGCUCGAUAAGAAAGGUCGUAUCUAGCUCAACAGGCUCACGCAGCGCGAUUGCCGAGCUAGUUGGGAAAGAUGAGGACGAUGCUGCGUUUGCAGUGGCUGCGGUCCCUACGGUAAUUGAGACUGCAGUGUCACUGCUUCAAUCCUCUGAUGGGAAUGACGAAGAAGAGGACGUGUCGAGCGGCCUUUUGGGACUGGAACUGGGAGAUGAAGAGGACGAUCGACCUGUUGUAAGGCCAGAGCAGCUUGCGGGCAUCUUCGACACGGGUCUGCCGCCUGUGGGAGACAUGUUCCGCGCUGUUGUUGGACUUUACGGUCGGAAACCGAGAGCGAUAAAUGUUUAG